UUUUUUUUUUUUCUUCUUUCUGUUUUUUUUUGUUGUAUUUUUCUUCUUCUCUAUAUAUAUAUUAUAUAUCAUGCCACAUAAAAAUGCCUAUGAACCCAAAGAUGCAAGGAUUAUGAGCUAUUAUGAAGAUGACGAAGUUGACGACGAGAUUGCCGAACUUAGUGCAUCUAACUCCCGUAAAAAGAAGACAACUGGUACUCAAGCUUUGGCUGAAUUCUUAUCUACCACUAGUCCUGAAGAAUUUCAACGAAACUCACACCAACACCAACAACAAGCAUUAACGGCUUCUUCCUCAAAUUCACCACCUACAGAACCUUCUUCCACCAACUUUUUCAAACUUCGAAAAAGUAAAAGGUCUUUGAUCAGUCGUAAUGAAAGCAACGAUUUUGUCGACUCGUCCAUAGUCUCCAGUACCACUACUCUUACAAAUCCAGCAUCAAUGUCCACCUUUUCAAGUAUACAAAGUGCUCCUAGUACAGUACAUCGAAAGAAUUAUAUUGAAAUUGUUCCCAAAGUGCCACCAACACCAUCACAGCAACAACAACAACAGCAAUAUUCGUCUGGUAGUGAUUUUAUACCUCGAGGUGAUCAUCCUUCUUCACCAAUGUUACCUCAAAUGGGUCAACACAAGAAACGAGAUUCGAGUUUAUAUAGUGGAUCACUUCGACAUUCAGCUAGUAUCAGGAGUCAACUCAGUGGAAUGGGGGGUACAACAGGACGCAUGGUAGGACGAUCAUUGAUACGACAAGAUACUACAACCACAUUAUCCACUAUGGCAAGUGGACAUACUACUCAUAGUAAUUGGAAACAAUAUCCUUUUGUUAUGACAACAAAGAACAACACCAACAAUAAUAAUAAUCAUAAUCAGCAACGGACACUUACACAAUCAUUACUUUCAACCAUGAGCAAGAUGGAUGUGAUUGAAGCUGGACUUGUACAACGUUUGGAAAGAUGCAGAUUAUCGGAUACUGAAAAACCUAGCGACAUAGUAGCACAAUCAUUGGUAGAAGAACAUGUGCGGGCAUUGGAUGUUUCAUUUCAGCAGCAGGAAUAUUCUCCAACAAAUGAAAAAUCAACGAAAAAAGCACGACAUGCUCAGGUACAGACAAUUCCUGUUAUUAUUGAUGAUGAUUCCUCUCCAAUUUUGGAACAAAAUGUACAAUCAUCAACGACAUUGGAAAAAGAAACAACACAACAACAACAACAUACAACGGUGGAACAAUUGGAAAAACAAUUAGCUGAAGAAAAGAAACAUAGGCAACGAUUACAAGCAUCAUUAAAUGAUACAAGAGAUCAUUUUGAAGUACUUUCAGGAUUAGCUUAUAAAAAAUUACGGGAAAUAUGGGAAGAAAAAUUAAGAUGGGAAAAUGCUUGUAUGGAACUCAAUCAACAACUCUUAUUGGUACAACAACAACAACAACAGCAGCAACCAGAGCAACAACAUCAUCAACAAGCCAAUAGUGAUGAUCUGGUAUCAAUGGUGGACACGGAAAAUCAUCUCUCUUUAUCUGUAGUAUCAUAGUGUUUUUUAUUUAUUUAUUUAUUUAUUC
This is a messenger RNA of Halteromyces radiatus, 1550 nucleotides long. RefSeq lists its product as uncharacterized. The transcript has a single exon. NCBI's taxonomy places the organism in Eukaryota, Fungi, Mucoromycota, Mucoromycetes, Mucorales, Cunninghamellaceae. The coding region runs from base 71 to 1522 and encodes 483 amino acids. The record is from RefSeq and is a predicted model, not a curated record.